Dictyostelium purpureum is the source of this 552-nucleotide messenger RNA. RefSeq lists its product as uncharacterized. NCBI's taxonomy places the organism in Eukaryota, Evosea, Eumycetozoa, Dictyosteliales, Dictyosteliaceae. The record is from RefSeq and is a predicted model, not a curated record. The transcript has a single exon. Bases 1 to 552 code for a protein of 183 amino acids.
AUGGCAGAUCUAAAUAAGUUUAAUAACAUUGAGUUUUUAAAAGAUGGUAAUGAAGUUCAAAAACGAUCGUACCAAAUCAUAAAAGAUAAUAGAAUCAUGGAAAUUUUACAAGACUUUCAACCACUUUUAACAGGUACAAUCCCAAUAGAGAUCAACACAGAGUCAUCAGAUUUAGAUAUAAUAUGCUAUUGGGAGAAUAAUGAAAGAAAACAAGAACUAAAAUCAAUCAUGCUAAAAGAGUUUUCAAAAUUUACCGAUUUCAACAUUAGGGAAUACAUCAGAGAGGGUAAAGAAGUACUAUUUUCCGAUUUCAAAAUAGAUGGAAUGGAGUUUGAAAUAUUCACUCAAAAUAUUCCAACCAAGCAACAAAAUGCAUAUAGACACAUGGUUGUAGAGUACCAAAUUCUGUUAGAAAAAGAUCAAGAUUUCAAAAAUGAAAUUAUCAAUUUAAAAAAAUCAGGUUUAAGAACAGAACCUGCUUUUGGAAAAUUAUUAAAUAUAAGUGGUAAUCCUUAUGACGAAUUAUUAGUUUUCAAACAUUCAUAUAAUUAA